AUGGCCGAUCAGUCUAAGCAAUCAGGCUCGAUCUGGCCCACUAUUGCUCUCGUCGCAACCAUCUUCGCGGCUCUUCUCUCCAUCCUCAUUGUGCCCUUCAAUCCCUUCAACCUGACCAUCGACGUGCACAACGACGCUCUCUGGUCGCGCAUUCUGUCGUCGCCCAUAUUUUCGUCUCCGAUAUUCACUCCAAAGGAGACUUACAACGAGACGGACUUUGCGUCUCGCGCGAGAGCCAUUCUUCGGAGUACGCCGCUCGUCGAUGGACAUAACGAUUUCCCGUUUUUACUGCGGUCGCAGCUACGUAAUCAGAUCUAUCAACAUGAUUUCACUCAGUUGCAUCUGGGAAGCCAUUCGGAUCUGUUCAAAAUGAGGAAGGGAAUGAUGGGGGGCCAGUUCUGGAGUGUGUGGGUGCCGUGUCCUGGUGGCAUUGACUCUGGACUGUUGAAUUUCACUGCACCAUCAGGGACAGAACCGGGCUUAAAUGAACCUAACUGGGCCGUACGAGAUACUCUCGAACAGAUAGAUAUUACAAAGCGCCUCGUAGCAGCCUACCCCAGCCACUUCCAACUCUGCACCGAGCCAUCGUGCGUGCGCACUGCACACAAAGCCGGCAAAAUCGCCAGUAUGAUUGGCAUUGAAGGCGGCCACCAAACCGGCAACUCGCUAGGGGCACUUCGACUGCUCUUCGACAAUGGCGUUCGGUACAUGACAUUAACACACAACUGCGACAACGCGUUUGCGGCUGCCUGGACUGGCGUUGACGCAACCAAACCGAUGGACAGCCGCGAGGCAGACAGCGGAUUAACAUCCUUUGGACGCGAAUUGGUUCGUGAAAUGAACCGCCUCGGCAUGCUGGUUGAUCUUUCCCACGUCUCUGCGAAUACCAUGCGCGAUACUCUCCAUGUCGCCCGUGCACCAGUCAUAUUCUCGCAUUCUGGUGCCUACACGGUGCAGAAUCAUGAUAGAAAUGUCCCUGAUGAUGUUCUGGUUAAGGUCAAGAGUAACGGUGGGGUGGUUAUGGUGCCUGCGGUGUCGUUCUUUCUGAACGUCAAACACCCUGACCAAGCAACUGUGGAGGAUAUGGUUGAUCAAAUAUUCCAUGUUGCGUCUGUUGCGGGUUGGGAGCAUGUAGGCAUUGGCUCCGAUUUUGACGGAAGUUUGGCCGUUCCGAAGGGGUUAGAGGAUACGUCUAAAUACCCCCACCUGCUUGCUCGAGUCCUCGCGCGAGGUGCCACCGACGAACAGGCCAAGAUGCUGGUUGGGAAUAACAUUCUACGUGUCUGGGAGGAAGCCGAGAAAACCGCUCGGAAGAUUCAGAAGGGAGGAGAGUUGCCGAAUGAAGCGUACUGGGCAGAUAGGGAGUGGGGACCAGAUCCUGGUGAUAUCGUUCCUUAUCUAUUUCCUAGAACCUAG
Molecule: messenger RNA, 1416 nt
Organism: Talaromyces proteolyticus
Lineage: Eukaryota; Fungi; Ascomycota; Eurotiomycetes; Eurotiales; Trichocomaceae
Product: membrane dipeptidase-domain-containing protein
Exons: 3
Coding region: 1-1416 (471 amino acids)
Biological process (GO): proteolysis
Molecular function (GO): metallodipeptidase activity
Source: RefSeq, a predicted model, not a curated record